AUUCAGCUGGAGCGCAACACGGACUGGCUAGAGCAGUGGCUGGAAAGCUUCAGCUUGGACCUGCCCACCCAGAAAGAGUGCCAGGCGGCUCUCACAAAGGUGGCCAAGGACUGGAAUCUUACGGGGGCCUGGGCUGCUCCAGAUGUGGCAGAUUGGGCU
Effrenium voratum is the source of this 159-nucleotide messenger RNA. The record is from the annotation of a GenBank genome assembly. Lineage: Eukaryota; Dinophyceae; Suessiales; Symbiodiniaceae.